Messenger RNA from Leptinotarsa decemlineata (Colorado potato beetle), 2510 nucleotides. Its product is annotated as facilitated trehalose transporter Tret1. Gene Ontology annotation, cellular component: membrane. The record is from RefSeq and is a predicted model, not a curated record. Gene Ontology annotation, molecular function: transmembrane transporter activity. Lineage: Eukaryota; Metazoa; Arthropoda; Insecta; Coleoptera; Chrysomelidae. Gene Ontology annotation, biological process: transmembrane transport.
UGCAAACAUUUGCAUAGUAUUUGAUUCCGCACAUAAACCUUCCUUUCUUAUCUUCUAAAUACGGUUUAUGAUUGAAACUAUCAUAAAGAAAAUUGAAUAUAUCAGUGUUGUUUGGAUGAUUUGAGAUAUUUUUGUUGUGAUGUGACAUGCAAGAUGAAAGGUCAGGAACUAGCUGAUCAAGACAAACUUAGAAAGGCUGAGAAAAAUUGGCCUCAAAUUGUAGCAGUUCUGGUAGCUUGUUUAUCCAGUUUAACGAGUGGAUUGUUCUUGGCAUGGCCCUCGCCGUUCAUACUGAAGAUCACCCAAGACAAGGAGAACUAUGCCAUUAGUGAGGACCAAGCAUCUUACUUCACCAUAUUCAACGUUGUAGGACUGAUUGUAUUCCCCCCCUUCUUAACCAUUUUCAAUAUUCCCGAUGUUAUUGGGAGAAAACCGACUAUAAUGUUAACUGCAAUUCCACAUAUCAUAUCCUGGAUUUUGAUAGCCUUCUGUACCAAUUUGUACCUACUCUAUUUAGCAAGAUUUACAUCUGGAUUGGGCGAUGCGUUGGUAUUUGCCUCUUUACCUGUUUAUAUUGGAGAAAUCACGACACCUAAAGUAAGGGGAAUAUGGGGGAAUGGUUUGAUUUGUUCUAUAUUUCUCGGACAAUUCCUUAUGAACGCCAUUGGUUCUUACUGCAAUGUCCAAGAGACGUCUUUCAUUUGUCUAACAGUGCCAGUGAUAUUAGUAGUUGCUUUGACUUUCAUACCGGAAUCUCCGUACUUCUACGUAAUGACAGGGAAAGACGAGAGAGCAGAGAAAUCUUUGCAAAAACUCAGAGGAAUAGACGAUAUUGAGAAAGAAUUGUUACAACUGAAGGCUGCAGUGGAACGACAAAUGUCAGAAACUGGAACAUGGAAAGAUCUCGUCAUGGUCAGAAGUAACAGAAGAGCCUUAGUAGCGUUAGUUUUCCUUCGUUUUUCUCAGGUCACCUCAGGAAUUUUUGUGUUCGCAUCAUAUAUGCAGUUUAUUUUCGACAAGGCAGGAGGGGAAAUUGAGCCAGGAGUGUCGUCAAUGAUUUACAUGGGACUCACCUUCAUCAUAUAUUCUGGUGGCACAUAUGUUUGUGACAAAUUCGGCCGAAAGAAAUCUUACAUGAUUUCUAUGGCAUUAUCUGGCAUGCAUGUCCAGUUUGACAAGUGGAAUGUUCGUCGCUUGGCCAUCGCCUUUUAUUGUCAAGAUCACCCAAGAUAAGGAGAACUAUGCUAUAAGUGAAGACCAAGCUUCUUAUUUCACCAUCUGGAUAAAUGUAGGAAUCGUAGUGCUUUCUCCAUUCUUCACAAUUUUCAGCAUAACCGAUUUGAUUGGAAGAAAACGAACCCUGAUGUUGACAGCUAUUCCACAUGGGUCAUCCUGGCUCAUGAAAGCUUUCAGUACGAACUUGUACGUACUCAAUUUAGCAAGAUUCACAGCAGGGCUGGGAGAUGCGAUUUUGUUCGCCUCUCUGCCAGCUUACAUUGGAGAGAUUACGACACCAAGAAUCAGAGGAGUCUGGGGAAAUGCUCUGAUUUGCUCUUUAUUUCUGGGACAGUUUCUGAUGAACGUCAUCGGUGCUUACUGCAGCGUUCAACAAACAUCUUUCAUUUUCUUAACGAUACCAGUGAUAUUUCUAGUUCUUUUCUCUCUGAUGCCAGAGUCUCCGUAUUUUUAUGCCAUGAAAGGAAGAGAGGAGGAAGCAAAAAUCGCACUUCAACGACUGAGAGGAACGGAUGCGGUCGAAGAAGAAUUAACUAAUUUGAAUUCUGCAGUCAGAAGGUAAAUGUCAGAAACCGGCACGUGGAAAGAUCUCAUUAUGCUUCGAAGUAAUAGAAAAGCUUUGACAGCGGCACUCUUUCUGCGCAUCUCACAAGUUUUGGUGGGGGUUUACGUUUUUGCUUCGUAUACUCAAUUCAUUUUUCAAAAAGCGGGAGGAAAUUUGAGUUCUGAAAUGUCCUCAAUUAUUUAUGUAGGGUUGAGCUUCGUUUUGUUCUCAAUCGGAGCUUAUUUCUCUGAUAAAUUCGGUAGGAGGAAGUCAUAUGCUAUUUCUUCGGGUUUAUCAUCGAUUGUGCUCUUAUCAGAAGCAGUUUAUUUUUACAUAGAGUCAAACCACCCAGAACUGAAUAUCGAUACUAUCCAGUGGUUUCCUCUAGCAGGCAUGAUUGUUUUUAUAGUAUUCACAUCUUUCGGUGUCGCUAUUAUUCCUACGUUGAUGUUGGGUGAGUUAUUUUCCGCGAGCAUCAAAUCUAAAGGAGUUGGUGCUGUUACAACACUUUUUGGACUCUUCGUGUUUCUUGCUAACUAUAUAUUUUAUUUCAUCAACUCUUACACGGGACUUUACGGUCCUUUCUUACUUUUUGGUUGCUGCUCCGUCAUAUCAUCUAUUUUGACGAUUUACCUGGUUCCCGAAACGAAAGGUAAAUCUUUAGAAGAAAUUCAACAGAUUCUGAAUAGCAAAGUUACUUGUAGUGAUAUUAAAGAGUGAUGUUAUUUGA